UUUCUUUCUACUUUCAUAGUUUAUUUAUUGUUCUAAUGCUGAGUUUUAUCAGAAAUGACCUCCAAGCGUCCUGGCGGGAGCUCGUUUCAACCAGAAGUGAAGCGAAAGCGUGAAAGUGACGAAUUCGAGCAGUGUUACGUUUCAAGAUUCGAAAAUGAACUUCCAUCUGUACCAACGAUUGAUAAAACAGGAUGGGCCAGGCCAGCAGUCGAUAAAGAUCUCGGAAUUAGCAAAAGCAUUGCGUGUCAGAUCUUAGAGGUCGAAACGUAUCAUGAAGACGGCUCUGCAACAUCUUACGACAGAACAAAUGUGAAGUUGUAUGGUGUAACCAAAUCUGGAAAUUCGAUUUGUGUCAUUGUGACUGACUACUUUCCACAUUUUUAUUUCCAGGCACCACAAGGAUUCGGUGUCGAGCACAUUGGAACUGCACAAUCUGCAAUUUGCAAUAUGGUUGCUGCAGCAAAACGCCGAGGUGGUAGCGGUCAAGCUCAAUUGCCUGGAAAAGUAGUUGAUAAUCUUGUUCAUGUGGAGAUAGUUCACGGAGAGAAUCUUUAUUACUUCCGCGGUGCUGAUACGAAAGUUCCUUUUGUCAAGGUGUCAGGAUCUACAGAAGCUCUUCACAAAGCGCGAAUGGAAUUGAAAAAUGGAGUUAACUUGAUGGGAAAGGGUCCUGUGAACGUUGGGAAUUUAUACGAGUCAAAUAUUAAUGUGAUUGUCAUGUUCUUGGCGAAAACGAAUAUUGUUGGAUGUGGCUGGAUUGAGAUUCCUGCUGGAAAGUGCCGAAUUCUUUCAAACAGUGAAAAGUCGUCUCGUUGUCAAAUAGAAGUCACAGUUCCGGUCAAAAACCUGAUUGUUCAUGAAAGUGAUGGUGAAUGGGCUGGAAUUGCUCCUAUUCGUACUUUGUCUCUGGAUAUCGAAUGUAUUGGUCGACGUGGAGUGUUUCCCGAAGCAAUUAAAGAUCCUAUUAUUCAAAUAGCUAAUCUUGUGAAAAUCGAAGGUGAAGCAGAACCAUUUGUUCGUAAUUGUUUCGUUCUUGGAACAUGUGCACCGGUCGUCGGUUCAAAUAUCAUUCAAUGUGUGAAUGAAAAAGUUCUUCUCGAAAAGUGGGCUGAAUUUGUUCGUGAAGUGGAUCCCGACAUUAUCACUGGAUAUAACAUUCUCAAUUUUGAUCUUCCAUACAUUCUGGAUCGUGCUAAAGUUCUAUCACUGCCACAAGUUUCUCAUCUUGGUCGUCAGAAAGAAAAAGGCUCAGUUGUAAGAGAUGCUGCAAUAUCAUCGAAACAGAUGGGAAGUCGAGUGAACAAGAGUAUCGAUAUUCACGGAAGAAUUAUUUUUGAUGUACUUCAAGUUGUACUUCGGGAUUACAAACUCCGAAGUUAUACACUCAAUAGUGUCUCAUAUCAAUUUUUAUCCGAACAAAAAGAAGAUGUGGAACAUAAUAUUAUUCCUGAUUUACAACGAGGAGAUGAACAAACUAGGAGGCGAUUGGCUCAAUAUUGUUUGAAAGACGCAUAUCUUCCUCUUCGUCUGCUUGAUAAAUUAAUGUCAAUUAUUAAUUACAUCGAAAUGGCUAGAGUCACCGGAGUUCCUAUGAAUUUCUUACUGACAAAAGGUCAACAAAUCAAGAUUCUAUCAAUGAUGCUACGAAGAUGUAAGCAGAACAAUUUCUUCUUACCGGUAAUUGAAGCCAAUUCUGGGGAUGGUGAAGGAUACGAAGGUGCUACUGUCAUUGAUCCGAUUCGAGGAUUUUACAAUGAACCAAUUGCAACACUUGAUUUCGCUUCUCUAUAUCCAUCCAUUAUGAUUGCUCAUAAUCUCUGUUACACGACACUUUUAAAAUCCCCACAAGGAGUUGAGAAUGAGGAUUAUAUUCGGACACCAUCUGGCCAAUAUUUUGCAACCAAAUCUAAGCGCCGUGGGCUUCUUCCCGAGAUUCUCGAGGAUAUUCUGGCUGCAAGAAAACGAGCGAAGAACGAUAUGAAAAACGAGAAAGACGAGUUCAAAAGAAUGGUUUACAAUGGACGACAAUUGGCGCUUAAAAUCUCUGCAAAUUCUGUUUAUGGUUUCACUGGUGCAACUGUUGGAAAGUUGCCAUGUCUCGAGAUUUCUCAAUCAGUUACAGCUUUCGGAAGAAAAAUGAUUGACAUGACGAAACUCGAAGUGGAGAGAAUUUACAAAAAAGGAGCUCUCGAUGGAAAAUGUCCAGCAGAUGCGAAAGUUAUUUAUGGCGAUACAGAUUCUGUAAUGGUGAAAUUCGGUGUCGAAACUGUAGCUCAAGCAAUGGAAAUUGGACUCGAUGCUGCUAAAGAAGUCAGCAAGAUUUUCACUCCGCCGAUCAAACUUGAAUUCGAGAAAGUUUACUCCCCAUAUUUACUUAUUAACAAAAAGAGAUACGCUGGCCUUUACUUCACUAAACCGGAUGUUCAUGACAAGAUGGAUUGUAAAGGAUUAGAAACUGUUCGCCGUGAUAACUGCCCUCUGGUUGCAAAAGUUCUCGGUGUUUGCCUCGAGAAAUUACUAAUAGAAAGAGAUCAACAAUCUGCUUUGGAUUUUGCGAAACGGACAAUUAGUGACUUGCUCUGCAAUAAAAUUGAUAUCUCAUUGUUGAUUAUCAGUAAGGAAUUAACAAAGUCUGGAGAUAAAUAUCAAGCAAAGCAAGCUCACGUUGAGUUGGCGGCUCGUAUGAAGAAAAGAGACGCUGGAAGUGCACCAAGACUUGGAGAUAGAGUUCCAUAUGUUUUUGUCGCUGCUGCAAAAAAUGUUCCGGCAUACGAACGAGCUGAAGAUCCAACUUUUGUACUUCAAAAUAACAUUCCAUUGGACACCAAACACUACUUGACUAAUCAACUCGCCAAACCACUUGCCAGAAUUUUCGAGCCCAUCUUGGGUGAUAGAGCAGAAAAGAUUCUGGUGGAAGGAGAACAUACAAGAGUUCGUACAGUCGUUCAGAGUAAAGUUGGAGGUCUUGCAGCGUUCACAACGAAAUCUGCAACUUGUCUUGGUUGCAAGAGUGUUUUACCAAGAGCAGAAUCAGAGAACGCAGUUUGCAAACACUGUGAGCCGAAGCUUCCAACGAUUUUUGCUUCUAGAAUGAACACUAUGCACGAACUUGAAAACCAUUUUGGUCGCCUCUGGACCGAAUGCCAAAAUUGUGCAAAGACUAUGCAAGACAAAGUGAAUUGCUCGGCUCGAGACUGUCCGAUCUACUAUAUGAGGGAAAAAGUUCGAAACGAGCUAUCGGAGGCAAGUGCCGUCAUCGAACGAUUUGGAGAUCCUUGCUUCCAGGCACCUACUAAAUGAAUUAAUUAUGAUCCCGGUUUAUUUGUCUAAUUAUUAUUGACUGUGAAUGAUCUUACCACACUAUUCAUCUCAUCACACAUUUUUCUUUAUUACUGGUUAUCUUAUAAACUCGCGUUGAUGAUUAAAACAUAUGUUUUUAAU
Caenorhabditis elegans is the source of this 3441-nucleotide messenger RNA. RefSeq names its product DNA polymerase delta catalytic subunit (gene pold-1). Gene Ontology annotation, molecular function: nucleotide binding; DNA binding; nucleic acid binding. Gene Ontology annotation, cellular component: nucleus; delta DNA polymerase complex. The record is from RefSeq and is marked reviewed. Gene Ontology annotation, biological process: DNA biosynthetic process; DNA repair. The transcript is spliced from 8 exons. NCBI's taxonomy places the organism in Eukaryota, Metazoa, Nematoda, Chromadorea, Rhabditida, Rhabditidae. Bases 55 to 3300 code for a protein of 1081 amino acids.